Messenger RNA from Brassica oleracea var. oleracea, 1012 nucleotides. RefSeq lists its product as uncharacterized. The transcript is spliced from 3 exons. Bases 246 to 959 code for a protein of 237 amino acids. Lineage: Eukaryota; Viridiplantae; Streptophyta; Magnoliopsida; Brassicales; Brassicaceae. Gene Ontology annotation, molecular function: zinc ion binding. The record is from RefSeq and is a predicted model, not a curated record.
AAACAAACAGACAGACAAAUUGCAAAGAAGAAGAAACUUCAACCGAAGAGUAGCAGAUUAGAGUAACUGUAGCGACGUUUUCACUCAAGGGAUCUCUGAUGCGAGUUUUUUUUAUUAUUUUUCUUCCGUUGAGGCAUAAAGCUCAAACAAAACGAAACCUUUGUUGAGAUUUUCUUGUUCCUCUGGUUCAUAAAGUUCGUCUCUUUUCUCUCAAGCGGAUCUGGAUUCUGAUAUAUAAGCAAAAAAUGGACCCGGAAAGUUGUUUGAGAUCGAUCAGUGUUUGUAAAAGUUCGAGUGGAUCUGUGCUUGUCAAGGGUGAAACCAGUGACUCUGUCUCAAAACAUGUGUUGGGGGAAGAGCAAAACGAGACUAAACUGCAACAAGGGAAAGAAAAUGAUUCAAUAAUAGGCCAAGAUGGUGUUGGAUGCUGUAACGUUUCAGCUCAUGCUGUUCAUGAGGCAGAAAAGGAUACUUCAUCACAUGAUUCAGCAUCUGUUCUUGGAGAGAGUGAUGCUUCAACAAAGGAAAAGGCGGAGGAGUUCCACGUGGUUGAUUUGAGUAGUUGUGGAGGAGAAAGUGAUAACGGGCAAAGUAUAUGCAGAAUAUGUCAUGUUGGGUCUGAUCAAACACCUGAUAGAGUUUCUGGUAAGACAGUAGUAACCCUGGAGUUGAUUCAGAUUGGUUGCAAAUGCAAAAACGAGCUUGGCCUUGCCCAUUUUCACUGCGCAGAAGCUUGGUUCAAGCUAAGAGGAAACAGUGUGUGUGAGAUCUGCGGUUGCACAGCAAAGAAUGUUGCAGUUAGCUUCACAGAGGAGGAGUGGAGCGAAGUAAUAGUAGACACAAGAGUGGAUGAGAGAAGAAGACAUAGUAGACAAUCUUGCUGCGUCCUUAUUUUUAUUAUUCUCACUCUCAUUCUGAUUCAUUGGGUUUUCAAUAAGCUUAGUACAAAACCAAAUUAAUGAACGACAUGAAUUUAGUUUGUAAGUAUAUGUUGGUAAUAUUAUCAUAUGUU